Messenger RNA from Lathyrus sativus (Indian pea), 960 nucleotides. The record is from the annotation of a GenBank genome assembly. NCBI's taxonomy places the organism in Eukaryota, Viridiplantae, Streptophyta, Magnoliopsida, Fabales, Fabaceae.
AUGAUUCAGAUCUCUCCUAAUGCAACAAAGUAUGAAUCUUCUUCUUCAACCAUGGCACUUUCUCCAAGGCAAAUUAAACCUGUUGUUGCUGUUUCUACCAACAUCAAUAUUAAUGCUAAGGAUUCUCUUCUAGACAACACAGGAGGAACAGUUCAGAUCUCAUCUUCAAGGAAUAAUACAGGCCUUAAACGAAGGAAGAAUCAGGCAAAAAAGGUAGUUUGUAUUCCUGCACCAGCAGCUGCAAACAGUAGACAAACUGGUGAAGUUGUUCCUUCAGAUUUAUGGGCUUGGAGAAAGUAUGGUCAGAAACCCAUUAAAGGUUCACCUUAUCCAAGGGGUUAUUAUAGAUGCAGCAGUUCAAAGGGUUGUUCUGCCAGGAAACAAGUUGAGAGAAGCAGAACUGACCCAAACAUGUUAGUUAUAACCUACACUUCAGAACACAAUCAUCCAUGGCCAACACAGAGAAAUGCUUUAGCAGGUUCAACAAGAUCUCAACCAUCCAAAAACAAUACUUCCAUGAAAAAUACAGAAGCUUCAUCUCAACCACAAAAUGACACCACAACAACAACUACAAAGCCAAAAGAAGAACAUCAUCAAGAGAGUGAUGGAAAUGAUUCACCCGUUGUUAACAGUGUGAAGGAAGAGAAUAUGGAAGAUAUAGAGAAGUUGCGAAUUGAGAUGGAAGAAGGAGAUCAAUUCAAUGAUGCACUAUCUUAUAAACCUUGUUUGAUGGAAAAUAAUCAAAGUCAUGAGGAUUUUUUUGCUGAGUUAGGUGAAAUUGAAGCUGAUCCAUUAAACCUAUUGUUUAAUCAAGGGUUUAGUGGUAAUUCAAGCAAUGAUAUUAUUCAUCAGAGAGAUCAUCAAUCCAAGAGUUUAGAUGCAUUUCAUCUCUUUGACUGGUCAGGUGACAACAACAAUACCAACAACAACUCAUUUGAAGAACCAAAUAAAAGAAGGUAA